Molecule: messenger RNA, 762 nt
Organism: Nomia melanderi (Alkali bee)
Lineage: Eukaryota; Metazoa; Arthropoda; Insecta; Hymenoptera; Halictidae
Gene: ND-B17
Product: NADH dehydrogenase (ubiquinone) B17 subunit
Biological process (GO): mitochondrial electron transport, NADH to ubiquinone
Source: RefSeq, a predicted model, not a curated record
UAUUUUUAACUUCUUUUAUGUUUUUAUAAAUUUUGAUUGCGAAUUAUUUAGUAUUAAAAAUAAAGUUAUCCAUAAAUAUUAUAAUAUAAUAGAAUAUACACAGAGUAAUCAUUUCAAAAGAGUUUAAAGGUUACUGUAGUAGCGUUUAUACAUUAGAAUUAAUUAGUAUAACUAAUAAAAAAUAUUAUAUUGUAUCGUUUAAUAAUCCUAAUUACAAUGUCUACUCCUACCGGUGGCGUAAAGCCAAUAAAUAUUGCGGGUAGAGUUGCUUCAGAAAGAGAACGUUUAAUUGGUAUGACAAAUGAGGAACGAGCAUGGAGAGCAAAAUACCUUAAAAGUCAGAUUCUUGCACCUGAAGAACCAUUGAAUACAGCUGAAUAUUACAAGGCAUCUUUUAAUCCUUUACGACGAUUAUAUAAAGCACCCAUGAAUUUAUUAGAAAGAACAAUAUUGAUUCCAGUUAUGGGUACGGUUGGUGGUAGUGUUUGUCGUCGUGUCAUAUCACUAUCUAUACAAGGUAUCAUAGUUAUAUAUUGUGGAUGGUAUCAUUAUAGAUAUAAUAUGUCGACUUGGGAACGCCAUGGUGGUUGGCACAUGACAAGUACAGAACCUGCUCUAAUACCAACGGAUAAGAACUACCCCAACUACAAGAUUAAAAAGCCAAAUGAAUAUGCAACCUUAGGCUUUGAAAACUCUAAACUAUAAAUAUUACGUGAGCUGUAUUGAAAUAGUCUUAAUAAAUAUAAUUUUUGCGUUAUUAAU